ACCUUCCUAUAAAUACUUGAACGGCGGUUCGCCAUGUUAUCGAGGAAACGCGUCUGAGGAGAUUGUCGUCCUUGAGGGCGAAUUUAGAAACAGCGACGCGUUUUAAGCGGGAACAUUUCAGGGCCCUCGAUCUUUUAUUCCGUUAAUACUAAAUCGACGCUAUCGUCAGCCGGCAAAGCAGCUGGCUCAAACGGUUUUUAUUUCCCCCCCGUCGUUCAUUCGCAGGCCGAAUCGGCUGCCAUGAUGGAUUUUUAAGGCGUAAUGCGGCAACACUAAUGCAAUGGCGAUGCAUAGGCAACCCCACCUGCGAAAUUCCAUCUUCGCAACUGCUAAGCAGUUGGGCUCGAGUACCGUCCGCGGUAUCCCGACGAGCCAACCGGUACCGCUCCUCCUGGACCGGUGGAAGCUAACUAGCUAAGCACCUCGGCUGGAAAGGACGACAGAGAUUCGUUUGAUCGAUUUCAUCAGAACAUCAUCCUCGAAAAUGAAGCCUCAAGACAUACUCUCCGGGAAGAGCAGCCUGUGGAUCUUCGGGUACGGCUCGCUGGUGUGGAAGCCGGACUUCAAGUACAAGAGGAGCGAGGUCGGUUACAUCAAGGGCUACAAGAGACGUUUCUGGCACGGAGACAACUUCCACCGUGGAAGUGACGAGUUGCCUGGAAGGGUGGUGACGCUGCUUGAAGACGAUGACGCCAGCACGUGGGGCGUGGCGUUUGAGGUGUCUGCCUCCCAGGUGGAAGAGUCCCUCAAGUACCUCAAUGUCCGUGAAACGGUUUGCGGCGGUUACAUCACCAAGAUGGUGGAUUUCUUUCCAAACGAGGAGGCCGGGUCGCCUGUUCCAGCGCUGGUGUACAUCGCCACCUCUGACAAUCCCCUCUACUUGGGACCAGCCAGCCCAGAGGAGAUCGGCGCCCAGAUCGCGGUGUGCCGGGGGAAGACGGGCCACAAUCUGGAGUACCUGCUCCGCCUGGCAGAGUUCAUGAGGAGCAGCUGCCCACACGUGGAAGACCACCACCUGUUUUCCAUCGAGAGAGUGGCGCUUGAUGUGGUGUCUUAUCUCUUGGUGGCUCAUUAGCUCCUCCCCUUGUUUUACUUCGUAGAUAAACCUGUCAAGAGGCUUUACCUGCCUUUUCUGUUCUAGGUUCACACGCCCAUCCAGUGUUUAAAUCUAAAACGAAGAAAGGGAAGCAUUAAAUCUGUUAACACUACCACAAAAUGUGCAAUCAUUGUUGGCUGUAAACUUUGUGCGGUUUGGUUUGUACUCAACUCUGCCGUCCAGUUUAGAACAAAACGGUGCAACUUGUAUGUGUUUAAUGUGCCGGAUGGCUGCUGUGGUUAAAAACAAACACUUCCAUCCAGAUUAAUGCCAAAAUGCAAAUAAAAAGCUGAAACACACU
Molecule: messenger RNA, 1397 nt
Organism: Nematolebias whitei (Rio pearlfish)
Lineage: Eukaryota; Metazoa; Chordata; Actinopteri; Cyprinodontiformes; Rivulidae
Gene: chac1
Product: ChaC, cation transport regulator homolog 1 (E. coli)
Exons: 3
Coding region: 485-1075 (196 amino acids)
Biological process (GO): glutathione catabolic process
Cellular component (GO): cytoplasm
Molecular function (GO): glutathione specific gamma-glutamylcyclotransferase activity; gamma-glutamylcyclotransferase activity
Source: RefSeq, a predicted model, not a curated record